AGAUCCAGGCAGUGUCGCUCGGACCGUCGACGGGAGACGUUGUGUAUUUGUGUACGCGAUACCAACAUCCGCGUGUUCUGAAUAUAAAUAAACGAAUUCAUCUUCUACCGAACAAAGGUUUUCAGUGAAAAUUUUAAUACAUUUUAAUACUUAUCCAGGAUUAAGUUCUAAAAUGUGUUUGUGGUUAUUGUAAAUUGUGUUAUUUGUGAGGUUUUAAUUUUUUUUUCGGACGAUUUCGCCGGUGAUUGGAUAAACUUGUCUUGGAGAUUGAAGCGAGUGCCAUGUGGUCCGGCAAGAAGUGUUCGGAGGGCGGCGCCGGCACUCCCACGGAGGAGGAGAUCAAAGUGGUGCUGGUGGGAGACACGCAGUGCGGGAAGACGUCACUAGUGCAGAGAUUUGUGUCCGACACCUUCCUUGAGGCGUACACGCCCACCGGGUUCGAAAAAUAUGGCUACACGUGCACAGUCGCCGACUACAGAGUGAACUUCUCAGUGUGGGACACCUCAGGGACCACCGCCUACGAUACAGUCAGACCCCUCGCGUACCAAGAUGCCAAGAUCUUCAUGCUAUGCUUCAACAUCGCGGAACCAGAGACCCUAAACAACUCUGCUGCUAAGUGGUACAAAGAAGUCCGCACACACGGCGGCUCCGCGCCCGUCCUUCUGUGCGGAUGCAAGGCGGACUUGCGGCAUGACAAGGAGACGCUCACCAUGCUGUCCAAACUACGGACACACCCAGUCACCAGCGAAGAGGCUCUAUCGGUAGCGAGGCAGUUGGGAGCAACGACCUACGUGGAGACAUCGGCAAGAGCCUCCAGUAAAGGAGUGAAAGAUGCCUUCGAAGUUGCAGCGUUGGCAGCUCUGGGCAAGCUAAACAAACAACAGAUGAAGCAGCAGAAGCAAGUGGGACGUAGUAAGAGCAAGCGCGACUUAAAAGCCGAGCUGAAAGGACGAGCGAAGAGUUGUUGCGUCAUGUGAUCCGUAGCUGGCCACCCAUCCAGGUGGCCGCACGACUGCUAGGCGACCACCGCCCUUCCAGAGUACUGCAGAGUGAACCUAUUUGGAUUACAAACGUUACUUGUUCCAACGAUCUCUAUAUGGAACAGUUUCGGGCCUAAUGGACUACCCAGUGGAACCCCUCGAUGAACUGAUGCUUUUGCGUCCCUUUUUGAAAACUAAUAAUUACAAUACCUAUUUUAAAUUAACAAUUUGAUGAAACAAAUGAAUACGGAAAGAAUGAGUAUAAUAGGACAACGUAAUAUCUUUAGUGUAAUUGGAACAGAGUUCGUUUUGAAAAAGUAUAUUAUAAGAAUUUAUUGUUAAAAAAAUAAGGUGCAAUCGAUAACCCCGAGGGUUAGGAGCAUGAGAAGCCUGUGAUAACGUAAAAAUAGAGCAUUUGGGUUAUGAGAAUAGAGAUGAGUUAGAGUCUGAAUCAUAGAGAGACAAUAGACGCUCAUUUUAAAUCGCGGAAUAUCACAAACUAUGCAUUACAGGGGCCUACAAUCUCUAUGACAUUAUAAUCGGCACUAAGUACGUAAUUUUGUGACAAAUUUGGUUACAUUUUCAUAAAAGGAUUGUCUAUUUUGACUUUACAUAAUAUGGGACAAUAGUGUAACGAUUAACAUGAGAUAGAGAUGAAGCCAAAUUAAAACAAAACAAUAUAAGGGUUUCUAUUUACAGCAAACAAUUUAUAUAAGACAAGCGUAAAGUAGUUACAAGUAAAUGUGUGUUUUCAUAUACAGAAAUUAGAAUUAAUGUAUUAUUGAUGUUUUUCUAUAAUAAAGGCAUUAUUGUAUGCUCUGUAAAUAUAAAAGAUUAUCCGUUUAAAAUGCUAAGUAGACGGAAAUCUAAAUAAAUGUACUUUUAUUUUGCCACCGCACGGAGUUAUAACAGAAAUUCUAGUAAUAAAGCAAGUUAAAUAGAAUGUAAAAUAUUGCGGUCAUGUCGUUACAUAGCGAGAUCUUUCAGACAAUGAAAGGCGUAAAAAGAAAUGAACACGAUUUCAUUAAAAUUAAGCAUUUUCAGCGUCUCUCUUCCACAGAUUUAUGAGAAGAGCGUUUAGGUUUUUAUGUUUUAGUAUUCUAACGAAUUUAUUACAGUAGCAAGACUAGUUUGAAUAUUUUUUAAUUAAAAUAGAUAAUUUAAUAAACAAAAUGAAUACUAGUUUUACCUACGUAACGCUUUCGAUUUCAGAUUUUAGAUUCAUUUCACUUCAGCAUUUUAAACGGAUUGUACCGAUAACUAAUUGUUAAGUGAAUUCGUAAAUUUCGAUUAAUUCAAUGUGCUCAAAUUGUUUAGCGAAGCCGUUAUUAUAUUCUAUAUUGUAAUAAAAAAAUAUUAGACGAAUUGUUUUGUUGAAUAGAUGUUUUUUGUGAUAAUUAUUAUAUUAUUAUAAUAAUUAUAGUAUUUUAAAAACUGAAAAUGCACAAUGAUGGACAAUAUUACUGAAUACGGAGGUCCAUAAAAUUAGUUCCACGUCCAUGUUGCUGUUAGAUUUUAGAUUUUUGUACGUUUCAUAUGAAAAAAAAUAACGUCAUACCCAUACGUGUCCCCUUAAUAACAUCCUGUAUCAAUAACUUAUAUACAAUCAUCCUGUAGUUGAAUUCAAUGUCUAUUUAAUUUUAAUAACAUUAAUGUCGUUAAGGCUAUUGAAAAAUAUUUAUAAGAUAAUCGUUCUAGUAAAAAAGAAAAAAAAAUAUAGGCAUAAGAACGAAGUUUUAAAAAUAAAAGCGAGUGAACUGUGAAAAAUUAUAAAUCAAAUUUUGAAACACUUGAUUCAAAUUACGAAUUAUAUAAAAACAAAUAUUUUUUGUAAUUUCAUUUAAAAUUCGUAAAAAUUCGUAAUUUGAUUCGAAUUGACACGUAAGAGAUAAUAGAUUUUAUUUCUCAAAUACAUUAAUAUUAUAUUAAGUUGUAAUAAUUUAUUAUAUUUUGUCUUAUUAUAAGUCGAUGUCAAGCUUUAAAUUUUGAUGUUAGCUUUAAUUACUGAAUAAAAGUUAUUAUUAUAUUUAAUAUUUAAAUAAACGAUAGUAUGUAUUUUAUCCAAUAGUAACAUUUAUUUCACGACUGUUUUGAAAUGUUCUCGUUUAAUUUAAUUCGAAAUUUUAUUUAUUAUAGAAAGACAUAUCAUUGUAAAAUGUUCACUUUUAGAUCAAUAAAGACAUCGAUGCAAAAAAAUCAAAAGAUAAAAUGAGUCUAUUAGGAAAUAAUUUAUUUUUAGAAAUUAAAAAUAUGUUAAAAAUUAAGACAAAGAACAUUAAGAAAAAAUAAAAUCAUGUCAAGCGUUUUUUCAUUAACUUGUUAGAUACAAGUUAAUGAAAAAACGCUUGACAUUUGAUUAGAAGAUUUGAGACUUCAUUUGACUGUGCAUGUUUGUUACAAUCAUAAUUUUUGCUAUAAGAAUUCAAGAAAUAAGAAGUUUUUUUGAUUCUUUAGCAAAUUUUGCUAUUUUGACAUAUUUUUAUAUAUUUGCAAACUAAGUUUCACUUAAAUUCAAAUACAUAUUAAUCAAAUAUUAAAAACAUAAAAUACAAAAAUAACUUGAGUGUGAGAUUAAAAAAAAAACAUUUUUUAUGCACAUCUUUUAAAUUAACAUAUAUGUUCUUUUUGUUAAUUAAAUAUCACGUGUCUCAAUCGGUGAAGGAAAACAUCGUGAGGAAACCUGCAUACCAGAGAAUUAUCUUAAUUCUCUGCGUGUGUGAAGUCUGCCAAUCCGCAUUGGGCCAGCGUGGUGGACUAUUGGCCUAACCCCUCUCAUUCUGAGAGGAGACUCGAGCUCAGCAGUGAGCCGAAUAUGGGUUGGGUUGAUGAUGAUGAUGAUAUGUUCUUUGUCUUAAUUUUUAUAUUGAUAAUUAUUGUUAAAACAAAAAUAUAUUUCAUAUUGUAAACUGGAAAAACUAUCAUGCCUUUUUUGUUCAUUUAAUUUAUUAAAUCAGUCUUUAAUAUGUUUACUAUAAGUUCAAUCAAAGGCACUUAGCAAAUCACUUUUAUUUGUAUUAACGAAUGUACCUAUUACUUUACCUGUAUAUUGUUAAUAGAUUAAGCAGUUGAAUUGUGACGUAGAAAACAUGCCUGUCUAGACAAAUAAAAAGACCUUUCUUUAAAAAAACAUACGAUUUAUCUUUUCGCAAAUACACGAAUCACGCAUGAGUAAAUUCAAACAAAAUUGUAUCCAUAAAUAAACGUUAACUAAAUACAUGUUAGGUAGCUUUUUGCUUUUUCUAUAAAGGUAGGUAAUUAUUUUGUGUCUAUUAAGGUUGUAAAGAAAGUUCGUAAAGUUUUCAUAUUUUCUUGUUUUGCACAACAAUUUUUUGCCUGUUUGGCAAACUGUAUAUAUUCAUUCGAUAGAGGUUUUACUGCUCUACAAAACUGAGUUAUUUGUUUUUUUGGACAACUUAAUUUUUUAAUACAUUUCUGGUUCCGAAAUGAACUAAAAAAUCAGCAAUCAUUCACUGAGUUCUAAAAGCUGCCUGCCUAUAAACACUUAGAUAUAAAAAUAUUUGUACAGUCUAGACACGCAUGUUGACUAAUAAUAUAAAAAAUAAAAUUGUUUUUAUUUACAUAAAAAGAAACUGAAUAGUAUAAAUGGUUAAAUGUAAAUGAGUUUGUUUGCGACCGUCGCGGCAGUAGACAGUUUUUAAUUAAGCCCACUUUGAAUGUUGUUUCUAGUAAGACUAUUGAAUAUAGCGUUCAAUGUUUUUGA
This is a messenger RNA of Bicyclus anynana (squinting bush brown), 4701 nucleotides long. RefSeq names its product rho-related GTP-binding protein RhoN-like. Gene Ontology annotation, biological process: small GTPase-mediated signal transduction. Gene Ontology annotation, molecular function: GTPase activity; GTP binding. The transcript has 7 exons. The coding region runs from base 282 to 977 and encodes 231 amino acids. The record is from RefSeq and is a predicted model, not a curated record. NCBI's taxonomy places the organism in Eukaryota, Metazoa, Arthropoda, Insecta, Lepidoptera, Nymphalidae.